AUGUCUGUCGAUACAGGAUCAGUUAUCACUCCGGUGACCGAAAGCAUUGGCGUUGUUGGACUCCGGAACACCGCGACCAAGAACAAGCUCACGGAUACUGUUGUUCCCUUAUGGGAGCUGCAGGCCACGGCUGCCAGCGUUCCUUCGGCUGAGUCUUUCAACUUUACAAACCCAGGUGCCGAGUCCGUCAUUGGUGACGAUGAGCGUAUCAAGGUCUCACCUGAGCACUUUUUGCCGGGCGGCAAGUAUCGAUCCAUCGUCAAGCUUUUCUUGAAGUACGAGAACCAGCCGGCUUCUGCCAAAUGGCCCAUCGCCACCGGUUGGCUUAUCCGCCCUGAUCUUCUUGUGACUGCUGGUCAUUGUGCCUUUGACUGGGGUCACAACAUGGGUCGCCUCGUUCAGGUCAAGUGCUACAUUGGCUACAAUGGCAACGAGUCUAUCAAUGACAGCCGCGCCGAGGUCCAAUUUCGACAGGGCAAGCGCAUCGCGACCACGCUUGAAUGGAUGACGGCCAAGAAUAACCGGAACUUCGAUGUUGCCUUCAUUCAAGUCGACAGGGCCUUCACUGGAAUUACUCCCUUCAAGUUUGCCGACACCCCUCUUUCUGGUACUGCGUCCAUCGGUGUUGUUGGAUAUCCCGGCGAUCUCAGAGAUGAAAAGACCAAGGAACCGGGCGCCCACAUGUACGAGAUGUACUUGUCUAACACUCAUAACUUGGCUGAGUCUCAGUGGCGUAUGUUGGAGUACCAAAUCGAUACUUAUGGAGGAAACUCGGGGUCUCCCGUGAUCCGAGAGAGUGAUCAUGUCUCGAUCGGCGUCCACGUCUACGGAGGCUCCCCGAAUUCGGCGUCCGUGAUCGGCAUGUACGGAAACCCUUUUCUUGACUACGUCGCGGCUUUCGACAUGCAUGCCCAAAAGGUCAAUCUACCAGGCGCGAUCUCAACUCCUGGAGUGCACUUUGGAAUCUUCAACACACAGCAAGGCUUCACCCAGGAAGCACGUCCCACUCAACACAACGGCUUCUCCCAGAACGGCUUCGCUCAGAGCGGGUUUCAGCCCUCCAGUGGAAUCCAUGACCACGGAAACGGUCAUAUCGCCUACAAUGGCCAUCAUUAUCCGGCAGGGAAUGGCCGCCAAGAUGGCUCGGUCGCGUGGCAAACCCGCCCUGGAAAUGGUCUCGUCAACAGUGGGUUCAACUCUUCCGGAUUCAAGGCGGUGGAGAAAUCGAAAGGCGGUCGUGGGACGACUCCUCUUUCAGCCAUGGAUGAGGAAGGAUUCAUGGAGUUCCUAAAAAAGGGAAUCAAGGUCGGCGGUCCUAUUUUGAGCGACGUCCUGGGGACCGCCCUCCCCAUGGCCUUAGGACCUCUCGGUGGCCCGAUCAGCUCCCUCGCGUCCGUCGCGAUAUCCGCUGCCGGAAAGCUCGCCGAGUCCGGGGUAACUGAGAGUGGCGGCAUCGGACCAGUGGUUCCCCAAGGCGUUGCCGAGCGUGCCAUCAUGGCAGAAGCUGCCUUUCAAGCCAUGAUGAAGAUGGACCACCAAACGCUGGCUGAAGAAGGGUUCUUCGGCGAUAUGUGGAAUGUCGCAAAGAAGAUGGCUCCUGUCGUCAAACAGGUUGCGCCUAAGGUCCUCGAGGCUGUUGCCCAGCCAGCGCUCCAGAUCGCUCUCCAGUCCCUUGGUAAUGUUCAAAAGAGUAGCGCUGAGGGCUUCCAUGAUGCGCCAAAGACUAUGAACGGUGUUAAGAACCGGAGGGCCACCCCUGCUAUACAAUACAGCCGCAAUCUUCCUGCAAGUGGCGCAGAGGCCUUCCUUACCCGAUUUGAAACUGCAGCUUCGGCAGGCGAAGAAGGCCUCUUUGGUGACAUCUUCAAUGUCGCUAAGAAAGCUAUAUCAGUUGCCGGUCCUGUAUUAACCAAAGUCGCUAAGCACGGUCUUCCUCUCCUUCAAGGCAUGCUGACUGAAGCCGAUUUUGAGGACAACAAGCCGUCGGCCAUCUCCGGUAUCGAUGGACUACACGAGCGUGCCAUUCUUGCCGAUGCUGCCCUCCAGGCCGCCAUCAACACUCCUCAGCACUUCCUCGAAGAGGAAGGAUUCUUCACAUUUAUGGCCGAUGCCGUCAAGAAGCUAACCCCUAUUGUCGUUAGGGCUGCGCCAGCCGUGAUCAACGCUGUUAGCCCAGUCGUCAGCAACUUGCUGGGGGCCAGUGCUGGUACCGAAGCGUUUACAACAAGUAGCCACACCAAAGGACUACGCCCCUUGGUCCUUCACGCUAAUGGCAACGGUGGUAGCACUGGCUACAACAAGGACGCCUGGAAGCAGCUCCAGGACCACCAUGCCGCCGGCGGACAAGGCGAGGGGUUCUUUGGUUUGAUCCACACCUGA
Neoarthrinium moseri is the source of this 2379-nucleotide messenger RNA. RefSeq lists its product as uncharacterized. Gene Ontology annotation, biological process: proteolysis. The transcript is spliced from 6 exons. Gene Ontology annotation, molecular function: serine-type endopeptidase activity. NCBI's taxonomy places the organism in Eukaryota, Fungi, Ascomycota, Sordariomycetes, Amphisphaeriales, Apiosporaceae. The coding region runs from base 1 to 2379 and encodes 792 amino acids. The record is from RefSeq and is a predicted model, not a curated record.